Salvia splendens (bonfire salvia) is the source of this 1172-nucleotide messenger RNA. Its product is annotated as zinc-finger homeodomain protein 9. The transcript has a single exon. Gene Ontology annotation, biological process: regulation of DNA-templated transcription; regulation of developmental process. Gene Ontology annotation, cellular component: nucleus. Bases 396 to 989 code for a protein of 197 amino acids. The record is from RefSeq and is a predicted model, not a curated record. Gene Ontology annotation, molecular function: DNA-binding transcription factor activity; transcription cis-regulatory region binding. Lineage: Eukaryota; Viridiplantae; Streptophyta; Magnoliopsida; Lamiales; Lamiaceae.
GGUAUAUAUGUAACAAAAAUUAGUGAUGGUAUGCAAUAAUGAAGGGUGGGUUGGGACCAACAAUAUGUCAGGGCGUGGGAGAGAUGACGAACAUGACAUUGUCGGUCGUUUUUUGCUUCUUAAUCUCACCAACUCACUUGUUUCUCUUCCCUCUCCCUCUCUCCAACCAACCUGUCUCUUGUUGCAAACCACCCCAACACACCACCACCCCUCUUCAAUUCCUCUUCUCUCAUUAGAUUCUCUCUCCACCAAACUCUAAUUAGUACAAAUGAUUUCCAAUUCCAUGGCUGUUGAGAUUUGCCUCAUAAACCCCCAAUUUAGAGUUAGUUAAAGCUCCAAUAGUGAUCACUUUUCACAUUUCUAGGGUUUCCUCUUUACAUAUAAUCAAAUCAACGAUGUCUUUACCCGGCGAGGACAAGGAAAUGAGGGUACAACUACAACCCGCUUCUUCACUACGCUACACCAAACCCGACCCGUUGUCCGGAUCCAAGCCCAAACCAGCCCGCUUGAGCUACCGCGAGUGCCUUAAAAACCACGCCGCGAACGUGGGCGGCAACGUCACCGACGGCUGCGGCGAAUUCAUGCCCAGCGGCGGCGACGGCACGCUCGAGGCCCUCAAGUGCGCCGCCUGCUCCUGUCACCGCAAUUUCCACCGCAAAGACCCCUCCGCCGCAAUUGUGCAGCCGCUUCAGCUCCCGGCGCCGCCGGUGAAGAUGGCAUUCGAGGAGUCGUCGAGCGAGGAGCUGAAUUUCAACGAGGUGGCGCCGAGGAAGAGGUUUAGGACGAAGUUCACGGCGGAGCAGAAGGGGAGGAUGCUGGAGCUGGCGGAGAAGGUGGGGUGGAGGAUCCCGAGGGAGGACGACGCCGAGGUGCAGAGAUUUUGCGCCGAGGUUGGAGUCAAGAGGCAGGUUUUCAAAGUCUGGAUGCAUAAUAACAAGACUGCUGCUUCUUCCUCUUCCGCUUCCAAGAAACUUCCACAUGAAUUCUAGAACCUUCUUAUUGUUUUUUUUGUUGAGUAUUAGGAGGAGUACUAGUUAAUUAGAUGAGGCAUGUGAUGGGUAGAUUGAGAUUGUUAUGUUGAUAUAUGGAUUAUGCAUGCCUUCUUUCUUAGCAACUAAGAACUUGAUUUCUCUCUAUUCAUAAUAGUAUCUAUUUUAUGCGUUUCUUUUCAA